AGGAAACCUGGAUCUAUUAGACAAGAGUAUCAUUCGGUCAAGAGCAGUCUACUUGACUGAAACUUGCCUCAGCGUAUGAGUAUUAAUGUAUAGGCUGAUGACUGAAGGAAAUAUGAGUGAUCAGCGAGCAGACUGACAAUCGUUGAAGCGAAAUUACAACAUAUAUUUAUUCAAAAUUCUUCUAUUAAAUUGAAACAACUUUACCAUAAUAAGUAAGCUAACUGCGGUAGCUAUAGCUAACAAGCUAUUACUGUUAGCCGCAAGCUGAUGCUGUGGGCUUGAAGUGGAUUUGAAGUUGACUAAGUGAAGAGGCUAAUGUUUCGGAGCUUUAAUUAAACUUUUCAAGUUAUACUUGAUAAAAAAAGCACCAUCUUGUCCAUCUUCAGAAACCAUUAAUAUUACGCUGCUUCGGUGUGGCGUUGAGCGGUUAGGAACAACACACCAGACAGUGAUGUCAGAAGAUGAAGUUAACCCUACCUCUCCUAACCCAUCUGUCUCAUCCAUCUCACUGGUUGAGAUCAAAGAAGACACUUGUCUGGUGCUGAAAGCAUUUCUCCGCAACUCUUUGUCUGUCCCUCAGGCCGAUCGGCCCGGGACAGUGGGGGGACUCUACAAAGACCCUAACAAGUACAGUGCCAAUGCUAAGAAGCGGCAGGACAAUGGCUGGGACUCUCUGGACGAAGACAUCAGUUCAGUGGAGGAAAAAAAGCAUGGCUUCAAGGACCUCAUAAAGAGGAGGCUGCAGCCACGGCCCUCCACCCUCUCCGGCCGUCACUCAGCUAGAGACCGCAGUUUAGACCAAGCCCGAAAAAGCAGCUCCUUGGAGAAUGACAAUAGACUGAAGGGAAGAGAGUUAUUCAAGGAAAACUUUGGAUCCCCCUCUACAUCAGAGGAUGAAGGGAACGAGGGGAGAGAGCAGAAAAGAGCAAAGAAUAAGUUAAAAAGCCAGUUAUCCUCUUUCUUUAACAUCAAAAAGAAGGUUAAAGACGAUGAGAAACCUACUCCAAAGAAGCCAGAGAAGGAUAAAGACAAUGAGGAGGCGCGUCAUGUAGGGCCAUCACCAGAUGCACCGGUCGGCACCCCCACGCACCCUCCUGAGUUCUAUCAGGAGGUGGCUGGGACACUGGAAAGGAUUGCUCAACGUUCCCAAAGUAUAAAGAGGCCUAAAAAACCCAGCCCACGACCUAGCCCUGCUGCCACCCCAGUGAAACCUCCGCCUGAACUUGACAAAGAAGAAGUGGUGCGCCAGUUGGUCCAGGUACUAUCUAUGGAAGCGGACAUCAUGAACUCUAAGAUAGAGUCGGACCCCUUCCUGCGCUCCACGCUGACCCGUCUAUCCUACCCGUCUUUUGCCAAGCUCCUGGACACCUUCGCGAGCCAAGAGCAGGCCACAACCUCGCCCCUGCCACAGCCCGCCAGCAGUCCCACCCUGCGACGGGUAGCCGUCACAAUGGAGGUGUCACGCCGCAUGGUUACAGCCACAGGGACACAGCGCAUGCAGGGCUACGCCGAGCGCUACAUGGAGAACUUUGUCCCCUGGGUGAAGAGCCAAGGCGGAUGGGAAAGUAUCGUCCGGUUGGAGGAGAUUUUGGAAUACGACUGACAAUUCUACAGCGCCAAAGGAGAUCAGAAAUUGGGAAAAACCUUAACUACCUCCUUGAAACAGUGAACAAAAGAACACUGUAUGAACUUUAACCUGUGACAUGCAAGGACUGUUUCUCGGUCAGGUCAGGUAGAAAUCAGGGCCCUUCCUAUGACCUCAGAAGUAGCUUUUUAUAAGAGUUUUUUAUCACGUUAAAGAAGUUUGACACUUGUAUUUAUGUUUCCAAUUUGUAUGUACUUUUUAAAAUUCCUUUUUAUUAAUGUUUUUCUAUAAAUGUUUUACAGAAACAUUGAUUUUGUUUGUGUUUCAUUACUUGUUGUUAUGACUAGAUCACUGUGAAGUAGCUGUGGUGCUAUGUUUUGACUGUUUGUUUUAUGCUUUGUUUUAUGCUAUAUUAUCAGUGUUUAAUUGAUAGUGAGAAAGACAAAGCGUGAGGAAUCAAAACCAUAAGACAGCAGUAUGUGUGUACUGAAGGCUGCAGCUUUCACCACCGCACCACCCUAGGCCAUAUAAUCAAUGUUUGUCUAUUGGAUGGAGUAAGUGUAUGAAAGCAUCUUAAAUAACAGCAAUGAAUACAUUCCUCAUAGACAUUAUGGAACGAUUUAGAAUACAAGUUUAUUAGAAAUAUGAACUACUACAACAUUCAUACAUUCAUACAAGUGAUUGUUUUUUUUUUACAAAAUGUGCACGUUUACAACUACCACUCAACAUGUGUACAAAUGACAGGAAUGGAUUUACAUCUUAUUUUCCUAUGCAUUUGCUCACAGUCUGAGAUUUAAUUUAAUUUUUGGUCAACCAGCUUACAGAUACUGUAGAAAAAUAUAUUUUUGGAUAUUCAAAACAUUUAAAAGUGAUUUAGAUGGCAAAAUGAUUGCAAGUUUCUUCUUUUGGAAAUAAAUGUUUUGAACUAGAAUUAUAGCAACCAGGAAAUGUCAUUGUAAUGUCACUUGCCUGUCUGUCAUUGGUUCUUUGUGGAAAUAUUAUUGUGUGUCCGAGUGAUAAGUUGGAAGAGAAUGAGGGUUCCACAUUUCCAUUUGACAACAGAAACUGUUGCAACUUCUUCUGACCAAUAGAAAUUCUGAAUUUUACGAUGCGCUUCUGUAUUCACUCAAAGUCAUUGCUGAUCCUAAAAGCUUGUGAAACAGUCUUUCCACUAUUACCGCAGAUUUUAAUGUUCUUAUAAUGAAAACAUUCUACAUAAUG
Esox lucius (northern pike) is the source of this 2806-nucleotide messenger RNA. RefSeq names its product BCL2 like 12 (gene bcl2l12). Bases 452 to 1603 code for a protein of 383 amino acids. NCBI's taxonomy places the organism in Eukaryota, Metazoa, Chordata, Actinopteri, Esociformes, Esocidae. Gene Ontology annotation, biological process: regulation of apoptotic process. The record is from RefSeq and is a predicted model, not a curated record. The transcript is spliced from 8 exons.